Messenger RNA from Salvia hispanica, 732 nucleotides. Its product is annotated as B3 domain-containing protein At1g05920-like. The record is from RefSeq and is a predicted model, not a curated record. Lineage: Eukaryota; Viridiplantae; Streptophyta; Magnoliopsida; Lamiales; Lamiaceae. Gene Ontology annotation, molecular function: DNA binding.
AUGAAACACAAACUCGACAUGAGAGGCAGCCUCUUCGACGUUCUCCUCGCCACGACGGAACGAGCCGCGGAGAUUCUCGAGAGCGAGAGAUCAAAGCAAAUCCCACGCCCGAAGCGCAAAAUCGAGAAACCCUCCUCCGACUCAAAGCGAAGAAAGACCGGCCACCACGAACGCCCCCCGCUGCCAGGGGAAUUCAAAAUAGAGAAACCCUCCUUCUCCGACGCAAAGCGAAGAAAGAUCAUCCACAACAACGAACGCCCCCCGCUGCCGGAGGAAUUCAAAAUUGCGAUCGAAGAGAUGUCGCGUGGGGCGGACGCGCCGGCGAAAUUGGUGAUCCAGAAGCAGCUCUACGGCACUGAUCUGAGCAGCGGCCACAACCGGCUGUCGAUCCCGAUGAACCAGAUCGCGGACGAUUUCUUGACGGAGGGAGAGAAGGAGCACCUCCGCGGCUACGACUCGACGAGCAAGAAGAAGAAGUACUUGGAUGUGAAGGUGGUAGGGCCGUCUCUGUCGGCGUCGGAGACCGUCAAGUUCUCGCGGUGGGACAUGGCGAAGAAGGACGGCGGGAAGACGUCGUCCAGUUACGUUAUCAAUGGGAAGUGGAAUGCUAUUGUGGCUAAGAAUAAGUUGAGGAUUGGCGUGGUGGUGCAAUUGUGGUGUUUCCGAGUUGAUCGGGAGUUGUGCUUCGCCCUCGUGCGCCUGCCGCCGGGGAAUUGCUCGCUCGGCGCCUGA